Molecule: messenger RNA, 697 nt
Organism: Triticum dicoccoides
Lineage: Eukaryota; Viridiplantae; Streptophyta; Magnoliopsida; Poales; Poaceae
Product: acylphosphatase-like
Exons: 1
Coding region: 67-399 (110 amino acids)
Molecular function (GO): acylphosphatase activity
Source: RefSeq, a predicted model, not a curated record
CAGUUGUCUCAGCUCUCACGUCUCUAUCGCCGCCUGCCGCUGCCUCGCCCCUUCCCCGCCGACGCCAUGGCCACCUCCGCCGCCUCGUCGCCUUCCCCCGACCAACCUCCCGCAAACAAGGCGGUCCGCGUGGUGGUCAAGGGCCGGGUCCAGGGCGUGGGCUUCCGCGACUGGACGGCCGAGACGGCGGAGUCCCUCGGCCUCGCCGGCUGGGUCCGCAACAACCGCCGCGACGGCACCGUGGAGGCCCUCCUCUCCGGCGACCCUGCCAAGGUCGACGAGAUGGUCACCCGCCGCCUCCCCGUCGGCCCUCCUGCCGCCGCCGUCACCGCCGUCGUCACAUCCCCAGCCGACCACAUCCACCCCUCCCUCGGCUUCGAGAUCAAGCUCACCGUCUGAUUCGGUAACCCCGGCGUCCGAUCGACCACAGCCAGCGGGUUCUGCACGGCUUGUGGUCAACUGCCGAUGGUUAGUACCGCCAACCUAAUUCCAUAUCUGACCUGCAGCAUCUGCACUACUGCAUUUCUUAGGCAAACUGUUAUAAGAGAACUAUUGUGGUCAAUGUGCACAACAAUGGCUUUAUUCAACCAGUCCACAUGAUGGCAAUUAGGAUUAAAGGUCAUGUCCAAGAAUGUUGCUAUGUAUGGUAUCUCGGUAUAGUUCUUGAAUAAUAUGGCACUGCUGAGUUGUGAUUUAA